UCCCUUCUCUUCCCCUAAAUCCUUCAACAGAAAUACAAACCAACACGAACAAUGGGGGUGCCUCAAACAAUGGAGGCCCUAAGAGAACGAGCUGAUUUCAUUAAAGAAUCGUUACAAAAAAGCCAAAUCAUUACUGAUAACAUGGCCGCCAUUCUUGGCUCCUUCGACCACCGGCUCUCUGCCUUAGAAACUGCCAUGCGUCCCACUCAGAUAAGGACGCAUUCGAUUAGAAGAGCACAUGAAAAUAUUGAUAAAACAUUGAAGGCAGCAGAGGUUAUUUUAUCUCAAUUUGACCUCACGCGAAAGGCAGAGGCUAAAAUAUUGAGAGGGCCACAUGAAGAUUUAGAGAGUUAUUUAGAAGCGAUUGAUCAGCUAAGAAGCAAUGUGAAAUUUUUUAGCAGCAAUAAGAGUUUUAAAAGCAGUGAUGGUGUGCUUAAUCAUGCCAAUCAAUUACUUGCUAAAGCUAUUUCUAAGCUUGAAGAGGAGUUUAGACAGCUUUUAACAAAUUACAGCAAGCCAGUGGAACCUGAUCGACUUUUUGAAUGUCUUCCCAAUUCUCUACGUCCAUCAUCAUCAUCAGGAUCGCCUAGGAAGCAUGGUAAUGAUAACAGCAAGAGCCCCACUGAGCACCAAGGGAAGAGCUUAGAAAAUGCUGUUUACACUCUUCCAACACUUAUUCCGCCAAGGGUUAUUCCAUUGCUACAUGAUUUAGCUCAACAAAUGGUUCAAGCUGGUCACCAACAACAGCUAUUUAGAAUCUACAGGGACACUCGUGCUUCAGUUUUGGAACAAAGCGUCAGGAAAUUAGGUGUUGAGAGACUCAGUAAGGAUGAUGUCCAGAAAAUGCAGUGGGAGGUCUUGGAGGCUAAGAUCGGGAAUUGGAUACAUUAUAUGAGGAUUGCUGUCAAACUGCUGUUUGCUGGGGAAAAGAAACUGUGUGAUCAAAUACUUGAUGGGGUUGAUUCUCUCAGGGAUCAAUGUUUUGCUGAAGUCACUGUAAACAGCGUGUCUGUGCUGCUUAGUUUUGGGGAGGCCAUAGCCAAAAGCAAAAGAUCACCUGAAAAACUAUUUGUUCUAUUAGAUAUGUAUGAGAUUAUGCGGGAACUUCAAUCUGAGAUUGAAUUACUCUUUGGAAGUAAAGCCUGCAUCGAAAUGCGGGACUCUGCAUUGAGUUUAACAAAGCGACUAGCUCAAACGGCUCAAGAGACCUUUUGUGAUUUUGAAGAGGCUGUAGAAAAAGAUGCUACCAAAACUGCUGUUUUAGAUGGAACUGUCCAUCCUUUGACUAGCUAUGUGAUUAAUUAUGUGAAGUUUCUCUUUGAUUACCAAUCUACACUGAAACAGCUCUUUCAAGAGUUUGAUGCAAGCGAUCCUGAUGCUCAGUUGACAUCUGUGACUACAAGAAUUAUGCAGGCUCUUCAAAAUAACCUCGACGGGAAAUCAAAGCAGUAUAAGGACCCUGCGCUGACUCAACUAUUUCUCAUGAACAACAUUCACUAUAUAGUGAGAUCUGUGCGGAGGUCAGAAGCGAAGGAUUUACUGGGUGAUGAUUGGGUGCAAAUACACAGAAGAACUGUGCAACAGCAUGCUAAUCAGUAUAAGAGAGUUUCUUGGGCAAAGAUUCUGCAGUGUCUCUCUGUUCAGGGUGGUGGAUCAGGCAGUGGUGGUGGAAUCGGAGGUGAUGGUAGUGCCAGUGGAAUUUCAAGAGCAGCAGUGAAGGAUAGAUUCAAGACCUUCAAUGUCCAAUUUGAGGAGCUUCACCAGAGGCAAUCUCAAUGGACCGUUCCUGACAGCGAGUUGCGUGAGUCUUUGAGGCUGGCUGUUGCCGAAGUUCUCUUGCCCGCAUAUAGGUCUUUUCAAAAGCGUUUUGGGCCUAUGAUUGAGAAUGGAAAAAACCCUCAGAAGUACAUUAGAUACUCUCCUGAGGAUCUUGACCACAUGAUGAAUGAAUUCUUUGAGGGGAAGACAUGGAACGAGCAAAAACGGUAAACAUUUACUAGAACGAAUCUAGGUACAUGCCACCAUUUAUGCUCUUGUAUAAUUACGAAGUCAAAUAAUAGGUGGCUUGAUAUACUCGUAUCACGAUCCGCAUUAGGGUUGGAUUCUUCUGCCAAAGUUUUGCUGUUAUUUUUCCAACUAUCGAGUCUGAGUAUGUUUCAUUCAAGGCAUGCAUGCAUAUGCACACUCUGUACUCACAACUGUACAACCUCCCCCUCCUAUGGGUAUAAACAAAUGAAAACAGCUGCUAUUUAAUAA
Populus euphratica (Euphrates poplar) is the source of this 2256-nucleotide messenger RNA. Its product is annotated as exocyst complex component EXO70A1-like. Gene Ontology annotation, molecular function: phosphatidylinositol-4,5-bisphosphate binding. Gene Ontology annotation, biological process: exocytosis. The transcript is spliced from 11 exons. Bases 52 to 1989 code for a protein of 645 amino acids. NCBI's taxonomy places the organism in Eukaryota, Viridiplantae, Streptophyta, Magnoliopsida, Malpighiales, Salicaceae. The record is from RefSeq and is a predicted model, not a curated record. Gene Ontology annotation, cellular component: exocyst.